AUGGUGCACCAGUACAACUGUGCAUCAUUGACCAGUAUCAAUCCUUUAGUCCACAUAACCCAUUCCUCCAGAGGAUCCUGCAUUGCAGUCUUGUAUUCGCUUGUGCAUCAGCUAAUAGAAAUGUGCUGUGAUCUUGAAAUUGAUGUCAAUAGCCAGGAGACGUUCCUCGUGGACAAGAACUUCCUUGCAUGUUUUUCCGGUAGAUUGAGAAAAUUGUUCAGAAAGUUGACAGACAAGAAUGGUAGUCUCAAAUUGAUAUUCCAUGAUUUUCCUGGCGGACCUGAAGGUUUUGAACUACUUGCAAAAUUUUGCUACAACGGAGGCAAAAUUAACAUAACUCCCUCCAACAUAAUUUUAUUGCAUUCUGCUAGCACUUUUAUGGAAAUGGAUACGGAUAUUCACGGAGCACCCAGUUUGAUGAGCCAAACCAAAGAAUACUUCAAGAAAAUCCACCAAUUUGCCUUGCCUGAGCUACUUGAAUGUUUGAAGCAGUUUCAAGAUCUGCAGCAAACCAUGUACUCUUUAGAUAUGCUUGAGGAGCUUCUGGAUUGUCUGGUGGAAAGGCUUUCCUUGUAUUCUCUUAUCAUCCCGUAUAGUUCAUUGACGGACAGUUCUUGUAUACAGUUUUCAGGCGACUUUAGUUGUCAAAGCAUAGGCAACUUCAGCUCUCAAGCUUCGACUUGGUGGUUUGAAGACCUUGAAUUCUUGAAAGUUGACUUAUUUGAGAAGGUAGUGGAGACAAUGAUUGCGAAGAAAUUGGACAACUACGUUGUAUGUGCAUUCCUCUUACAUUAUCAGAAAGUGAAAAUUACUGGUGCUUUACGAGCUGAGAAAUGUAGAAUCACCGAGACUGUCAUCAAUCUUCUUCAUUUGUUGGAUAGGAGCCUUAUCUCCGUCAGAGGUCUAUUUGACAAUCUUCGGUUUUCUUUAGCGUUCAAAGUGAAAAGAUGUUCCAAGAAGAAGUUAGAAAGCCUAGUUGGUUCCCUGCUGGAUCAAGCAAAGUUGGAUGAUUUGUUUUUUCCAUCUCCACCUUGCAAAUGUUAUGCAUAUGAUGUGGAUUUGAUCCUAAGGUUACAGGAACAAUUCCUGAUUGAGAGUAGAGAGCAGUUUCUCGUGUAUCGACUCAAGAAAGUUGCCUCUUUGAUGGAUUUUUACUUAGUUGAAGUUGCCCCUGAUCCUCGUCUGGAACCUUCCAAGUUUGUCACAUUAGCUACAGCACUACCUGAAUAUGCAAGAGACUCUCAUGACAUGAUUUAUGAAGCAGUGGACAUAUAUCUCAAGGUCCACAAGAAGCUUUCAGAAGAAGAAAAGAUAAAGAUUUGUUGUGUCCUGAACUUUGAUAAGCUCUCAGCAAGGUCCUUGAUCCACCUAGUUCACAACAUGGAGUUUCCAGCUUGUGCAGCAGUCACUGCUUCUGUUUCUCAGCACUCAAAGCUUAGAGAAAUCCCCCGGAAAACAGGCCAUCUUGAGGUGCAUGAGGAUCUCAGGUCGCAUCAUAGUAGUGCGAAGGGAACUAGUGAGGAUGAGGAUCAAGUUGUUCGCAUGACUAAGCUUGAAUAUCAAACCAUAGAUAACAGGUUCAAAACUUGUACGCCAACAGAGACGUUUGACAGGGAAAAACAGACUAGAUCAACAUACAUGAAGAAAUUGAGUUCAAUCUUUCCAACCAAUCUGGACUCCAUCCUUGACAGGAAGCUACUUCAUUAA
This is a messenger RNA of Coffea eugenioides, 1707 nucleotides long. Its product is annotated as BTB/POZ domain-containing protein At3g22104-like. Lineage: Eukaryota; Viridiplantae; Streptophyta; Magnoliopsida; Gentianales; Rubiaceae. The transcript is spliced from 4 exons. Bases 1 to 1707 code for a protein of 568 amino acids. The record is from RefSeq and is a predicted model, not a curated record. Gene Ontology annotation, molecular function: protein binding.